Messenger RNA from Diuraphis noxia (Russian wheat aphid), 2761 nucleotides. Its product is annotated as caspase-1-like. Gene Ontology annotation, biological process: proteolysis. The record is from RefSeq and is a predicted model, not a curated record. Gene Ontology annotation, molecular function: cysteine-type endopeptidase activity. NCBI's taxonomy places the organism in Eukaryota, Metazoa, Arthropoda, Insecta, Hemiptera, Aphididae.
GGGGCAGAGCUCUGCCACUCUGCAGCACCAUUGUGUUUAUAUUAUUAUUACAUGUAUAUAGUGUGACCGGUGUGUUCGAUAUUUUUUCCUCCGUGUAUAAUAAUAUUAUAUUAUGUGCGUUUUAAUUUAAUGGGUUUUUAUCUCCGACAACAGCCUCAGGGGUUCCCCGCCACACCCACACCCGCUCUUGCUACUGCUCGACGAUGCCGUGCACCUGUGUCUGGUUGACUCGAUCGUUCACUUGGCUCACGGGCACACGAACACACGAUAAUGUUAUUAUUAUAUAGUAUUUGUUGUUAUUGUYGCUCGUCGUAUUAGACGUAGUAGUAGUAGUUGCGUAAAACGAAUACGAUAUUUCGUCAUCAUUUGGGGAUCACAUGUGGUCGUGUGCCGUCGACACCAAUCUUCGCAGUAGUUAACGUGUGUUCGAACUGCUGUCCUUGGUGCCUUUUUAGUAUAAAUAUCAUUAUCGAUUUGGAAAACGAAAUAAAUUUCGUCUUGAGUUGUUUCCACUAGCUUGUUAAAUAACACAUAUCAUAAUAUCGUUAUUAUAACGUAUGCGUAUCACAGUAGUCAAAUACGUGUCGAUAUAAAUUAUAAUGURCCGAUAUAUUUUUGAUUACUAAAAUCGUUAUUUCAAGAUGGAUAAUAUCCGAAAUUCGUAGAAUAUCGUACGUGUCCGCCAACAAGUCCUUAUAAUUAUUAUUGUAUGUGCGUGCACACGUUACUUAAUCUGUUAAUCAUUACUAUUCGACAUUUUAUAGCUGGGGAUUUAGGGUUCUCCUAAUCUGCUUAUGAGAAUGUUGGGGGGGGGGCAUUUAUAUUGAAUAUCGAAAUCUGUAUUUGCGUCUUGGUAAGACAAAAUUUAAUAAUAAAUAAUAAUGGCGUUGUGGGCACGAAUAUAAUCCUGCUGACGGUGACGACGAUUUUUUGUCCUCUUGGUGUGUCUGGGAACCACUUGUGAUGCGUCCUGCAACUCGCACGUUGAUUCCGGACAAGCACCGCACCUCUGCCCGCGCCGUUUCUAUGUUUUAACCCUCCUCUCCCACCGCUGAUCAUCGUUUUUAAUAUUUUUAUCGUGUCCUUUUACACUCCAAUGAACAACUACUGGUUUAAAUGUUUAUUCUUCAGUGUUUGGUUGUGGUUGGUUAUGACCUGUUGGGUCGCGGUUUUUACUUCUCUGUAGUCCAACAAUGACGUCAUUGGUGUUUUUUUUUCUCUAGUUGCUGCCGAUACUAGUAUUAACUUAUCUUAAUACAUAAUACAUUCAAUUUUUUUUUAGUUGAACAUUUAGCGAAGAAUGAGAAACAAUUAACUUCCUAUUCGAAUUAACGAAAUUUAGAUCAUCAUGGAAUCUCCACAAGAAGAGAAAGUAUCGUUAGAMUUUGGCUCAAUAACCAAGGAAGAAGACUAUCUUUUGUCAGUAUCCACUGGUUUUUAUGAAGAAGAAUUUGACGACGACGAAGUGUUUUUGGAUGAUUCACAAAGUAUUGAUAUGGAAUCAUCAGAAAUUCCAUCACGUGUUCGUAGAACUUCAGAUGUGAUUGACUGUGUUGGUGGAACUAUGUCUCCAGCACAUAUUAAACGCCAUAGUUUCCCAUCAGCAUCUGGUGAAGUCUUAUACUCAGCUACAUCACUGGCUACAAAYAUCACAGAGUUAAAUGGAUCUAGGMGAGCUGAACUUACCAUAGAAUCGUUUGAUCAAGGCUAUAGUAGUCCUGGUGCACAGUCUUCUUCAUGCAGAUCUUUUAAAGGAACAUGGUUUAGGUUUAGUAACAGUAAUGACCCUGAUUCUGUUGAUGCCCGGCCWACUCAAAAAUCAGAUGAACAACAAAAUCCAAAGCCAACCCCUAAUCCAAACAGCAAAUUGAGUCCUGGUUUUAAGAAACCAAUUGUGGAUAUUGUAAUGCCUGUUACUAAAGAYGCAACUUGUUAUAAUAUGGAUCAUGAACAUCGAGGUUUCGCUGUUAUUAUUAACAAUGAUGUUUUUGAUACCCAGACCUUACCUGAACGGAAAGGUUCAUGGAAAGAUGUUGAAGAGUUGGAAAAAAUGUUUUAUCGUUUGGAUUUUAAUGUUGUGGUUUGGAAUAACUUGUAUCACGAAGAAUUGACUCGUCAUUUGAAUGCAUUGGUCAAUGAUGAUCAUUCUCAAAAUGAUUGUCUUGCUAUUGUGGUGUUGACACAYGGGGUCAGUUCAUCAUAUAUUUAUGCCAGAGACAAUCCAUACCCAGUUGAAUUUUUGUGGGAUUCGUUUACUGCUGAUAAAUGUCUUACACUAGCUGGUAAACCUAAACUAUUUUUUGUGCAGGCAUGUCGUGGUGAAAGGCUGGAUCCUGGGAUUACAUUGAGAAUAGAACCGAAGAAAACUGAAGUAGAUUGUUCCACUGCCUCAUACAAAAUUCCUAAACAUGCAGAUUUCUUGAUUACUUUCAGUACUUAUGAUGGUUAUUAUUCGUUCAGGCAUCCUGAGAAUGGCACAUGGUUUAUUCAGAGUCUUUGUAUGGAAAUGAACAAACAUGAUCUUAGCAAUAAUGACUUGUUAGGAAUUAUGACCCGUGUUUCUAGACGAGUUGCCUUGGAACAUGAAUCUUACAAUCCAGAUUACCCAUGGCUACACAAGCAAAAGCAAAUACCAACCAUUCACUCGAUGCUCAUUAGAGAUGUAUUUUUUAAGCCUAAAAAUAAACCUCCAUCUGAACCAGUUGUAUUGAAAAAUUUCAUUAUCUGAGUGCCUUACAAUUAUACUCGAAGCCAGAAAAUG